This is a messenger RNA of Microthlaspi erraticum, 315 nucleotides long. Lineage: Eukaryota; Viridiplantae; Streptophyta; Magnoliopsida; Brassicales; Brassicaceae. The record is from the annotation of a GenBank genome assembly.
AUGAGCUCUUCUUCUUGCUCAGACAAGUGCAACUGCGGAAACAGUUGGGAAUGCAGCAAGAGAAGUCCGGACAAGAACAGCAACAGCCUCGGAAGCAUGAGCAGCUCGGGCAGCUUGGACAGCUCGGUCUCGGGCAACAACAGCCGUUUGAGCAGCAAGACCCGUCACAGCACUUGGACCCAAUGCAGCUGCAACUUGUGCAGUUGCAGCACUUGGGCUUCCUCAGAUGGCACGAACACUCGGACUGGCAGCAACAGCAGAAACUCGCCAGGCUCAAACACGGUAUACCGCUACUGCAUCGUGUUGAUAAUUUAG